Molecule: messenger RNA, 1354 nt
Organism: Paramisgurnus dabryanus
Lineage: Eukaryota; Metazoa; Chordata; Actinopteri; Cypriniformes; Cobitidae
Source: RefSeq, a predicted model, not a curated record
UCUGUCCCCAAACCAUCUCUUGAAGUUACAGAUGUUUCUACACUACCACUUGAUGUUCUAAAUGAAAACAUUGCACAAGCACUGAAGCAAAAAUAUGUGCAUAUUGAGGAGGCAUGUUUGUCGAAAAAUGUAACAUACAAUGGCCUAAAUUACAAGACUGGAAUGAUUUUGGCACAUGGCUCCCUUGCAGGACUCCCAGAGUUUUGUGAAAUUGUCCAAAUGGUUGUUGUGCUAGACGGAUUAUGUUUUAUUGUCAGGAAGCUGAAGGCGUGGUACUUUGAACACUACAGAUCAUUUAUUUUGGAAAAGUCUUUGAAUUCAGAAGUGUUGCUUGUAGAGCCUCAUGAAUUAAGGGAUGUGUACCCACUUGCAGAUUACUGUGUUUCAGGGAUGCAUCUUACAACAGUUAAGAGAUACAUACAUGGUUAGAUUGUCACAAUGGCUUGCACAAAGAACAUAGGGCUUCGAGUACUUUUUGGAAAAGAUGAUGCACACAAAAUGUUCAUUCCUAAUGGCUUGCCUGCAUCCCUGGAUGAUAUGCUUGAGAAAAUCAAUGCAGAAUUUCUCCGCAUCACAACAGUCCCCCUUCAGAUUCGAUUCUUUGCAGAAUUAGACAGACUUUCCACAAAUCUUGUAAAAGUUAUCAGAGGCAGAGGUGGAGCCAUUCGUUUCAAAACUAGCCUAUAUGUGUUGGCAUUUGAUGAGACUAGUGACAUAAAUAUAAGGAGAGAGUGUAUCCUUAGAUCCAUCAUUCUCUACCUUGGUGAGGAUGACAAAAACCUGAUAAAAGACUACAUGGAUAUACAAGAUGAGCAGGAAUCAGAUGACCUCUCUAAACAGACAAUGGCCAUCUUUGUGAAACGAAAACCAUGUGAGAGACCCUUUGAAAUGCCAGAUGACGUGGGAAUCGUCAUAGAAGGAAAUGUGGUGUUGAAUAAUUUAAAAUCAGUUGCAUCUGCCUUUUCUUUUCUUUUUGGCCUAAUGUAUUGUUUAAACCUCAGCUACCCACGAGAUUUAAAAUACACAUUUGAGAUGAUACAAAAGUUUUUAUGGACCUUGAAGGUCAGAAAAAGUCCAGCAAGGUGCACAAUCUUUAUGUGAAGUUGCUACAAACAGAGUAAGCAUUUGGGUGGGAGGACAAGUAAUUUAUUAUAAUUAUUUGGCUGAAAUAUUUUUGAUAUCAAGGACCGAUGGUUUAACAUUAUGUAGCAUCUACACUGUUUUGGUUUGUCUGAAGUCUUUAUUAUCCAAGCUUUUCUUCUCUAGGUUGCUGAUUAAUUUUUAUUUGUUGUGACUCAGCAAAGGAAAAAAAUGGCAUUGAUAAAUUGAUUAUUAAAAACAAGAAGUUAUCAGU